AUGGCCAGGCCCCCCCCCCCAGGCCGCGCCCCCUCUGCCCAGCCGUCCGGGCGCCCUGCCCACACCCGGCGUCCCCCCGGCACCCGGUCUGCUUGCUCUUCCCUAACUCCCGAGCCAGACCAGGUCCUCCUCUCCCGCCCCCGUACCCCCUCGCCCCUCCGUCCCGCCUCCACUCCGGGCCCCAUCCAUGGGUGCGCCUCUAUCCGCUCGUCCCCGCCUCUGCUCGCCGCCCCCACCAGGCCUCCCCCUGCCCCGGGCACCCCGCCCCUGCGCGCCCUCGGGCGGUCCUCCCCGGGCCUCCUCCACCCUGCGCGGUCCCAGAGGGAGAACCGACCAGCGAACAGUGGAGGGACGCCCGCCCGGAGGCCGGGCUGGGACAGAGCGGGUUCCUGGGGCGCCCAUCCGAGCGGGCGGGCGGGGAAGCGGACAAUCUCCCCCCAGGGCCCCCCGGUUCGCUACGCUGCCCGGAGGGAGAACGGAGACUCCCCGCGCUUCGGUCUCGUGGAGCUGACUAGGGAGGCGCGCCUGCCCGGAGCCGCCGGCGUCGGUCCCGGGACCGCAAGGUCCACGCGCGCCGCGGGUUCAAACCCAGCCGGUGGAAAGGCCGGGGGACUCGGGAGUGGAUCUUUUCGGGGUGACUCUGACCCCUGCCCUCCGACUCAGCCGUGGGCACGAGUCCUUACGUCCCCGGCCUACUGCUUCUCGGUUUUGAAAUACAGGCCUUCAGUUCUGACAAGUCCGAACCAACAGCCGGCGAAGUGGUACCUCGAGGCCCCAGACUAUUUUUAUGCGGCCAUCUGCAUCCUGGGCCAGGCCUGGCGGGCAGCAGCAGCCCGAGGAAUCCCAAGGCAGGUGGUGACAGCCGGACAGCUGGGACGCGGCCCUGCCCGCGACUGUCCUGAGGAUGCUGCAAGUGUGUCGUGA
Rangifer tarandus platyrhynchus (Svalbard reindeer) is the source of this 924-nucleotide messenger RNA. The record is from the annotation of a GenBank genome assembly. NCBI's taxonomy places the organism in Eukaryota, Metazoa, Chordata, Mammalia, Artiodactyla, Cervidae.